Messenger RNA from Prunus mume (Japanese apricot), 2044 nucleotides. NCBI's taxonomy places the organism in Eukaryota, Viridiplantae, Streptophyta, Magnoliopsida, Rosales, Rosaceae. The record is from RefSeq and is a predicted model, not a curated record.
CCUAUUUGCCAACUGCUAGUGCAGACGUAGGGGGGUCUUUCUCACGUGCACAAGACUAUACACUUUCCACACAAUGUUAGAAGAAGACUUUCUUCCCCUAUUCUCAUCGCACACUUUUCUUCUUCACGGUCUCGUCUUUUAGACCAAGCGGCUGGGUUCUUCAUAUUCAUUCUUUUCCAGAAUUAAUAAAUUCCACAUUCCAAUUCAUUCUCUUUCUCUGAUUAUGGGGAUAAGGAUUGAUAGUUGGAACUUUUGGAUUUUGGUUUGCUUCGAGAGCAUGGUUGUCCUGGCCUUCCAGAUGGCAUUGUGAAUUAUCUGGAAAAGAUAGCAGAUUGGUAUUUGGCAAUGAUGGAUCUUGAUUUUCUGAUCUUUUGUGAGAAACGCAGAUAGGCUUAACAGUUCUGGAUGCUUAACUGUACGGUGUGGAUUUCUUUAGAGCUGGGUUCUUAAUUUUCAUGGGCUUUAUUGCAUUUUGAAAACAAGAGCUUCCCUAGGUCUACAUCUAAGGCUUCUUCUUAUUGGGUAUGGAGCACCUUCCAGUUGAAGUCAUAGGUAACAUAUUAUCCCGGCUUAAAGCUGCCCGAGACGUGGUAAUUGCAUCCGCAACUUGCAAGAAAUGGAGAGAGGCUUGGCGGAAUCACCUCCAUACUCUUUCUUUCAAUUCCAACGAUUGGACUGUAUAUCAUGAUCUGGCACCAAGUAGGUUGGAAAUUCUUAUAACUCAAACAAUAUUCCAAACCACAGCAUUGCAGUGUUUAUCAAUUUUUAUGGACGAUGUAGAUGAAUUUUCAGCUGCCCCAGUGAUAGCUUGGCUCAUGUAUACCCGGGAUACCUUGCGGCAACUACAUUAUAAUGUGAGGACAACCCCGAAUGUCAAUAUCAUUGAGAAAUGCAGUCGGCAGAAGCUUGAAGUAUUGUCGUUGGCUCAUAACUCUGUAACAGGUGUUGAACCCAGUUAUCAGAAAUUUCCAUGUUUGAAGUCACUUUCCCUAAGUUAUGUCAGUAUAUCAGCAUUGGAUUUGAGCCUUUUGCUCACCGCAUGUCCAAAACUUCAGAAUUUGACCCUUAUUAAUCCUGAUAUUGCCAUGUCGGAUGCACAGGCAAUUAUGGAACUUAACAGCUCUUCAUUGAAAGAUAUCUAUGUGGAAGCUGUCAGUUUAGACAAGUUCAUAUUGGAGGCUGAUGGCAUUGAGAAUCUGCACCUGAAAGAUUGUACCCUUGAGGCUUUCGAGCUUAUUGGUAAGGGUUCAUUGAGGGUUCUGAAGAUUGACGAUGUUAGUGUCCUCCAUCUAGAUAUUGGUGAGAACACAGAGAAUCUUCAGAUUGUGGAUGUUAGCAGCUUUACGAUUAUGUGGCCAAAGUUCUAUAACAUGAUCUCAAAAUCAUCAAAUUUAAAGAGGCUUCGGCUCUGGGGUGUUGUAUUUGAUGAUGAGGAUGAGGUCGUGGAUUUGGAGACUGUUUCUGUUUGCUUCCCUCGGUUAAGUCACCUAUCACUAAGUUAUGAUUUAAGAGAUGUCUGUGGCUUGCAGGGGACAUCACCUUUGGAGAACGUGGUUGUGUUAGAACUUGGGUGGACUAUAAUCAGUGACCUUUUCUCUGACUGGGUAGCCGGACUUCUAGAAAGAUGCCCUAAUUUGAAGAAGUUGGUUAUUUGCGGCGUUGUUUCAGAAGUUAAAUCCUCUGAAGAAUGCCAAGUUUUAGCAAGCUUCACUUCAUCCAUUGUCCGACUGAUGAGAAAAUAUAUGCGUGUAGAGGUUCAGUUUGAGUAUGAAUAGAAGUCCUGCUGACUGCUGUGGUGACUGUUCAAAUUUGGCUCUGCAUGAUUGUCCAACAAGGUACAUGGCAGUUCACGAGGAUUCAUAUCGUCCUCAUACAAGUCUGAAAAGGAUGCCCUUUAUUUUCUGGAUAAAGAUUAACGAGUGCUGAGCAAAUGUAAAUUUACAGAUUGUUUUGAAAAUUAAUUUUGUCAGUUUAUGUCAGGCUUGUAUUGUUUUUCAGAAUACUCAAAGGGAAAUUUCAAUAUUACAGAUUGUUUUGUGCUCCA